Rattus norvegicus (Norway rat) is the source of this 1041-nucleotide messenger RNA. It is a transcript of the gene Tnfrsf12a, whose product is annotated as TNF receptor superfamily member 12A. Lineage: Eukaryota; Metazoa; Chordata; Mammalia; Rodentia; Muridae. The record is from RefSeq and is a predicted model, not a curated record. Gene Ontology annotation, biological process: positive regulation of apoptotic process. Gene Ontology annotation, cellular component: plasma membrane; membrane.
CUGGCCGGUGGUGGGAGCAGACCGUUCUUGCCUCUGAACCGGCAAUCAUGGCUCCGGGUUGGCCGCGGCCUCUGCCGCAGCUCCUCGUGUUGGGAUUCGGGUUGGUGUUGAUACACGCCACGGCCGGGGAGCAAGCACCAGCCCCCAGAAUAGCCGCACCCAGCCGCCAGCUUCUGACCUGCAGCCCCCUCCCCAGGCAACGCCCCAUGCUCAAGCGGCAGCUCCUGGAGCGCGGACCUCGACAAGUGCAUGGACUGCGCUUCUUGUCCAGCGCGACCACACAGCGACUUCUGCCUGGGAUGCGCAGCAGCACCUCCUGCCCACUUCAGGAUGCUAUGGCCCAUUCUGGGAGGCGCUCUUAGUCUGGCCCUGGUUUUGGCGCUGGUUUCUGGUUUCCUGGUCUGGAGACGAUGCCGCCGGAGAGAAAAGUUUACUACCCCCAUAGAGGAGACUGGUGGAGAAGGCUGCCCAGGUGUGGCACUGAUCCAGUGAGGAGCACCCGCGCUGGUGCCCAUUCAUCGUCCAUUCAUUCAUUCUGGAGCCAGCCUGGCUUUCCAGAGACAAGCCGCGCCAGACUCUUCCAACCACAAGGGGGUGGGGCGAGGUGGUGAUUCACCUCCAAGGACUGGGCUUAGGGUUCAGGGGAGCCUUCCAGGGUGUCUAAUUGCCCUGUCUCUGGUUCUGGGGCAGACAGAGAGCCUCAAGCUAGGUCACAAAGCGACUCAUACUAAGGAUCUGCAGCAUUUGCACAAGGGAAUCUCUUGCUCCCCACAAGUCCUGGAGGCCUGGCCGACUUGAGGGGCAGACACAACACUGGGUUCCACCCACUCGGAUGGACUGAAAUGCCACUACCCUGAGUUUUAGCCCUGGGAGUGGGUUAGAUUGAGGGACCUGUUCAUAACACUAAGGGGGCUGGCCCUCUGGGAGGGCUGGUCCCAGUACACACAAACACAACCCAUCCCCCAAGGGGGUGAUAUUUAUUUUGGGGAUAAAGUUUGGAGGGGAGGGAGACUUAUUAAUAAAAGAAUCUUUAACUUUAAA